Messenger RNA from Cucurbita maxima (winter squash), 1777 nucleotides. Its product is annotated as small nuclear ribonucleoprotein-associated protein B'-like. The coding region runs from base 180 to 1007 and encodes 275 amino acids. Gene Ontology annotation, molecular function: RNA binding. The transcript has 3 exons. Gene Ontology annotation, cellular component: U5 snRNP; U2-type prespliceosome; U1 snRNP. The record is from RefSeq and is a predicted model, not a curated record. NCBI's taxonomy places the organism in Eukaryota, Viridiplantae, Streptophyta, Magnoliopsida, Cucurbitales, Cucurbitaceae. Gene Ontology annotation, biological process: mRNA splicing, via spliceosome.
GAGCAAAUUUGAAAGAAAACAAACAAUUUGGCUCCAAUUUCUAAAACCCUAGGCUCUUCUCCCUCACUCCCGCUCGAUUCGUUUCUUCUUGCUGGAGUUCUUGCUGAAGUUCUUGCUGAAGUUCUUGCUGAAGAAGCUCUGGAUUGUAUCUCAGUUGAGGGAAUCUAAAUUCUGGCACAAUGUCGAUGUCUAAGAGCUCCAAGAUGCUCCAGUACGUUAAUUAUCGGAUGAGGGUCACGAUCCAAGAUGGGCGCCAAUUGGUGGGCAAGUUCAUGGCCUUCGAUCGGCAUAUGAACCUCGUUCUCGGCGACUGCGAGGAGUUCCGUAAGCUUCCGCCGGCUAAGGGUAAAAAGACUAAUGAGGAACGUGACGAACGUCGUACCCUUGGCCUCGUUCUUCUACGCGGCGAAGAGGUAAUUUCCAUGACAGUUGAGGGUCCACCGCCUGCUGAAGAGUCCCGUGCUAAAGCCGUCAAUGCUGCUGCUAUGGCUGGGCCUGGUAUUGGCCGUGCCGCUGGGAGAGGUAUCCCGACUGCUCCUCUUGUUCAAGCUCAGCCUGGUCUUGCUGGACCAGUUCGUGGAGUGGGCGGACCCGCUCCGGGGAUGAUGCAGCCUCAAAUCUCUCGCCCGCCAGUACCUCAGCUUUCGGCUCCGCCGAUGUCAUAUCCGGCUGCCCCCGUUAUCCGUCCACCUGGUCAGAUGCCGAUGUUUCCAGGGCAAGGUCCACCUCCCGUUGGGAGAGGUAUGCCUCCACCUCAAUUCUCGGCAGCGAGACCAGGGGGAGCCCCUCCACAACCAUUCCCAGGUCCUCAAUUUGCGCAGAGACCAAUGGGACCUCCACCAACAGGGCAAGUGAUGAGGGGACCGCCACCUCCACCCAGGCCUGGAAUGGCACCUCCCCCGCCUCGACCUGGGAUGCCUCCUCCGCCUGGUGGCUUAGUUCCUGUUUACGGACCACCUCGUCCUGGCAUGCCGCCUCCGCCCAACCCACAAAAUCAGCAGCAAUAGUGCUGACAUACUUACAUGUGAAGAUCUGUGGAGACUUUCAGUGGAUAUUAUCUUAUGUUGGUUCAACCUGCGUUUCACUAGCCAGGGGGAUACAGCUUGGUUCAUCUCUGUCUGAAUUUGUGUUGAUGCUGCUGUAGGAUUCGACAAUGUACUGUUAUGAGCAAAUUGUGGCCCUCAUUUUGCAAUUUAACAAUUAGAUGUAGUUCGAGUGCAGGAUUUUAAUGUGAGUUACCCAUUCCUGAUCGCCAUGUCUCUAGGUAGAUUCGCUUGCUCCCCUCUUUUUAAUCUGUGUUAGGCAUUAUGUAGGUCUUUCAAUUACUUGCGGACCUAAAACCCAUAUAGUACGAACUGAAGGUUAUGUAUUUUAGGACAUCUAUCCUGUUAAAAAGGAGAAAAUAUAUAUACGACAUUUUUUUCUCCUCAAACAAAUGUAAUGAAGAUUGAUUGAAGGAUGGAUUACAGAGGAGGAAGAAGCACAUCUCAAGCCAGCCAAGGGAUUUCUAUGGAAAAAAAAAACCUUCCAAGUAGCAUGAAUGAGAGCCGUAUCUUCAAAGGGAGACAAUUGCCAUGAAUGCUUGGAUCAAACUAUGCUCCACCUUUUGGGGGGCAUAUACCAACUAGGAUCUAAGUUGUAAAAGGUAUGGCCAUAUUUUCACGCCAUGUUUUGUCACUCUCUUUGCUCUGUGCCACCAGAAGUAGAUAUGAACAGGUCAGGAUUCGUCUAGUGGACCCAUAUGCUUUGUUUUGUAUGCAUUCAAAAUUCUGGGCUA